Molecule: messenger RNA, 762 nt
Organism: Amaranthus tricolor (Joseph's coat)
Lineage: Eukaryota; Viridiplantae; Streptophyta; Magnoliopsida; Caryophyllales; Amaranthaceae
Exons: 2
Coding region: 1-762 (253 amino acids)
Source: RefSeq, a predicted model, not a curated record
AUGGAAUCAAGGAAUGAUGAAUGGAGAAGCAAAUUUAUUAAUGAUUAUAUUUGGAAAAGAAUUUGGGAAUUAGAAGUUUCAGGGGUGGUUCGUGAUUUUGCUUGGAGGGAUAGUAGGGGUGUGAUUCCUACAAAGAAUGCAAUUAAGAGAAGAAUUAAUUUGGGUACUGACUGUUGUGAGCUUUGUUCAAAUGAAGUAGAUGAUAUUCUUCAUGUAGAUGAUAUUCUUCAUGUAGUUGGAGAUUGUGUGUUUGCUAAAGAGGCUUGGGCUCACACAAAUCUUGUUUUACCAAUGGACUGCUUUAAUGCUAGUUCUUUUCGAGAUUGGAUACGCGCUAUAUUAUAUCCUUGUGACAGUAGAAAAGCCGCUUUAUUUAUUUAUUUUGCUUGGCGCCUUUCGGGUGCUAGAAAUGAUAGAGUGCAAGCUUAUGUUCAAGACUGGUGGUUUAUUAAUGAUAAAUGUGACACAUCAAAAAAGUCUAGUAUUGUGAAAGCUAAUUCUUGGAAUGCUCUAAAUCCAAACAAGUUGAAGUUUAAAGUAGAUGCAACAAGCUUUAAAGGAAUUAAUAUGUUUGGUUGGGUUGGUAUUCUUAGAAAUCAUUUGGAUAAAGUGCAAGCCACAAUAUUAGAUGUUCACAUUGGAGGUGGAGAUUCAAGCAUUUUGGAAGCAAAAGCUUUGGAACUUGCAAUGAGAUGGGCUAUUGAUAAUGGAGUAAGUGUGUAUGUUUUAAGCUUGACGCGCAAAGAGUUGUUCAAGCUGUGA